Halteromyces radiatus is the source of this 385-nucleotide messenger RNA. RefSeq lists its product as uncharacterized. Lineage: Eukaryota; Fungi; Mucoromycota; Mucoromycetes; Mucorales; Cunninghamellaceae. Gene Ontology annotation, cellular component: mitochondrion. Gene Ontology annotation, biological process: mitochondrial respiratory chain complex I assembly. The coding region runs from base 60 to 236 and encodes 58 amino acids. The transcript is spliced from 4 exons. The record is from RefSeq and is a predicted model, not a curated record.
CUUCUUCAUAGUCUUGAUUGCGAUCAGUACUAAUUGUUCGUUUGGGAGGUUUGAUUCAAAUGAAAACUAAAGGUGUUGGUCUCUUAGCUAAAGGUGUUGCUUCCUGUCCCGGUCAGUCUGCUGCCUAUGGAAAAUGUAUUGCUAUCAAUUAUAAGGAUGCUCAUAAAGAUCUAUGUGCAAAAGAAUUUGAAGCAUUCAAACAAUGUGUCCAAAAAGUGGUUAAACGCAAGUGGUAAAACUUGAACAAAAUAAUAAUUUCUGACCUAGAAAUUGUGUUUCCUGUUUAUAUAUAUAUAUAUAUUCUCCUGAUUAGAUGUAACUUUUGUAGUAUAUUGUCUUGUAAUUGUAUACAGUUUCCUUUUUUUUUUUUUUUUGUAAUUGCCUG